This is a messenger RNA of Drosophila arizonae, 1588 nucleotides long. RefSeq lists its product as uncharacterized. Lineage: Eukaryota; Metazoa; Arthropoda; Insecta; Diptera; Drosophilidae. The record is from RefSeq and is a predicted model, not a curated record.
AGAUAGCCUGGUAAAAGCACAUUAAACACAUGCCCAUAAGUAUGCUAUAGAUAGAACUGGCUUUCAAGUUCCGGCGCAUUAUUUAUGGUGACCAAGUUUGCCCCGCCCACAACGCGGCCCUUACAGCGCGUACCCAACUCAGCGUUGUGUGUUGUGUCUAGACAGGAUUCCACAAAGUGUGCGUCCCAAGUGGGUGGCGGGGAGCAACGAGCGAGCGAACGAACCAACGAACAAACAACAACAAUAACAACGUCGAUGACGGCGACGGCGGUUGCCGGCCCGGCCACAUGAAUGACGAGCGGCGAGCAUUUAAACAGCGUUCUGGCGUGCAUUCAACCCAAAAGCUCAACCCCCAAAGCUCGUCGACGUUGUCGUCGUCGUCUGGCAGCAACAAUUCUCGAGUCUAGAUAACAACAACAGCAACAAUGAGUGCAGCAAGUAAAUCAACGAGGACGAGCCCGGCGUGCCCUCACAACACAAAACCCACUGAGGCAGGCUCGGGUAAAAAAGCCAACGGCACAGACAUACAAUACAUACACGCGUACACAUGUACACAAGCAUGUACACACACUCACUCACUCAUACACGCGUACGCAGACGCUAGACGCACUCAAUAGCAGACACAACUGCAACUGGUUGAGUUAUAGCGGGGGAAUACGGGAAUAAAAGAAAACAGCGUGCGAAAGCUUCGGCUCAGCUUCAGUUGUUGUUAUUGUUUUCCAUUGCUCUUCAGUAUAAUGGAACAGAACAUGUAUGUAUGUGUGAGUCACGUACAUUUCAGCCAGCCCUAAGUUUGCGUACGCGAAUGAUCUUUGCACUCACAGCUGUGCGAUGAUUUUGCAUAUCACUAUCGAUAUGCGUGCCGCUGCUGGCAGCACAGCUGCUUAUCGAUAGAAUUAACCAAACAAAACUUGUUUAUGUCAGAGCUAAUUUGUAAUUUACAGUAAACAAAUAUGAGGCGUUGCUCGGUACUAAAUUGCAAUUAUACAAGCGAAACGAAGAGUAAACUAAUUCGUUUCUUCGAAUUACCGAUGAACAACAAAUUAGCACAAAAAUGGCUGGCUUUCUGUGGCGAUCCAAAUCUCAAAUAUAGAAAGGGCACAUAUGUUUGCUCGGAGCAUUUUAGGCCAGAAGAUAUUGGCAUGUGCCGAUUAAAACCAAAUGCAGUCCCGUGCAUUAAUAGUGAAACAACGAAGAAGAAUUCGAAGAGGAGCACAAAACAGUCGAAAAGCAAUAGCAUAGAGGACGACCUUUUUGCUAGUUUAAAAAGCAAAAGGGAAUCAUCUGACUUGGAAAGCAAUGACGAUACAGAGGAAACAGAAAUUACAGUUGAACCAAACAAAUAUGAUCACAUGCUGGAUACAGAAAGCUCUGAAGCUGUUAUUGACGAGCUAAGUAAUCAAGUCAAAGACUUACGUAUGGAAAAUGUUCGCUUGAAAGUCAACAUGCAAUUGGCGCAGAAAAAAUACAAAGCUGAAAUUAAUAAACUAACUAAAGAACUUCAAGAGGCUAAUUCGCACAUAUUAAUUUUGGAGAUGCAACAAGAAUAUGCGAUGAAAUGAAUAAAUUGCUGUUGUAGCCCGUUGAA